Molecule: messenger RNA, 1179 nt
Organism: Babesia microti strain RI
Lineage: Eukaryota; Apicomplexa; Aconoidasida; Piroplasmida; Babesiidae
Product: thioredoxin-like protein
Exons: 6
Coding region: 1-1179 (392 amino acids)
Source: RefSeq, a predicted model, not a curated record
AUGAGAUUCCGGUUACCUCGGUGUAGCUAUAGAUUUUAUAACAAUCCAUUUAUUGACGGAUUUAAAGUGUGCAAUAGACCAUUUUCAACUCAGUCCCACAUAACUAAACUACGCAAAUAUUCAUUAUAUAUGGCUGGUAUUGGUCUAAUUUCAUGUGGUUCAAUUUAUUAUGGCUAUUAUCCGUUCACUAGUCCACUAUGCAAACUGCCCAAAAUAGACGAGUCAAUAUUCAAUAAUUCUGACAACUUGUUCGUCCUAGUAGCCCACUCCAACAGUUCAAAUCGUCAUUUCACUGAUUUAAUAGAUGACCUAAAGUCUAUAUUUGACUGUCCACAAUUGAAACACGUAAAAUUGUGUUAUACAAUCAGAAAUGAGGCCCAAUGCUCAGAAUCUCCUAUUGCCAUCAUGUACAAGGGACUGAGGAAAAAAAGUAUUCCAUUGAAUAGGCACAAAGCAAUCAACAAGGAUGAAAUAAUUGAGUUUUUCAAACCGGUAUCGGAGGAAAAUCCGGUUCAGGAUAUCGAAUUUAUGCCAGAAAAUGUCACCCUAAAUAACUUUAAACACAAAGUAAUCAAUGCUUCAUCUUCUGAACCAGUACUGGUGCAAUUGUUUGAAGAUGGUUGCUUUUUAUGUUUCUUAAUGCGUCCCUUUGUAAAUUCUGUGCAUCGCAUUUUAAUGGCUGGAAACCACAAAUUGUCCAUCAAACGAUUGAACAUUGAAAAGAACGAUUUCCCAGACAAUUGCCCAAUUUCUCGAGCCACGCCCACUUUUAUCCUGUACAAGGGGAGCAAGGCAGAUAAAUGGGAUGAGUUUAAACCGCAAAAUUUGGUUGACAAACUAAAUAAAAUUCUCAAGUUGUCCCAUAGGGAAAUGAGGGAGUUGGAUGCUUUAGUGGCGAAUAUUCCAAAACGCCUUCAACUUAUCGCAAAUGUAGCUCAAUGGCAAGCUGAAAUAUUAUCACUGGACCAUUUGGGCCUUGCUAUGGAUGCGGAUUUAAUCAAUGAAAGUGACACGCAAUCAUUGCUGCUAAAAGAUAUAAUGGAGCAGGACAUGAAACUCCACGAUUCUCUGGACGAAAAUAUUGCUCAUCUGGAGGAGGAGAUUGUUUUGUUGGAGGGAGAAUGUAUAUUAAUUGCUCAGGAUGUAGCUCGGGAGCUUAUUGACAAAUUUAAUUAUUGA